AUGUUCUACGCACAUUUUGUCCUCAGUAAAAGAGGGCCUCUGGCCAAAAUUUGGCUAGCGGCCCAUUGGGAUAAGAAGCUAACCAAAGCCCAUGUAUUUGAAUGUAAUUUAGAGAGCAGUGUGGAGAGUAUCAUCUCACCCAAGGUGAAGAUGGCACUUCGAACAUCAGGACAUCUCUUACUGGGAGUAGUUCGAAUCUAUCACAGGAAAGCCAAAUAUCUUCUUGCAGACUGUAAUGAGGCAUUCAUUAAGAUAAAGAUGGCUUUUCGGCCAGGUGUUGUUGACCUGCCUGAAGAAAAUCGGGAAGCAGCUUAUAAUGCCAUUACCUUACCUGAAGAAUUUCAUGACUUUGAUCAACCACUUCCUGACUUAGAUGACAUCGAUGUGGCCCAGCAAUUCAGCCUAAACCAGAGUAGAGUGGAAGAGAUAACCAUGCGAGAAGAAGUUGGGAACAUCAGUAUCCUACAGGAAAAUGAUUUCGGAGACUUUGGAAUGGAUGAUCGUGAGAUAAUGAGAGAAGGCAGUGCUUUUGAGGAUGAUGACAUGUUAGUAAGCACUAGUGCUUCUAACCUCUUACUUGAGCCUGAGCAGAGCACCAGCAAUCUGAAUGAGAAAAUUAACCAUUUAGAAUAUGAAGACCAAUAUAAGGAUGACAAUUUUGGAGAAGGAAAUGAUGGUGGUAUAUUAGAUGACAAACUUAUUAGUAAUAAUGACGGUGGUAUCUUUGACGAUCCCCCUGCUCUCUCUGAGGCAGGGGUGAUGUUGCCAGAGCAGCCUGCACAUGAUGAUAUGGAUGAGGAUGACAACGUGUCAAUGGGUGGGCCUGAUAGUCCUGAUUCCGUGGAUCCUGUUGAACCAAUGCCAACUAUGACUGAUCAGACAACACUUGUUCCAAAUGAGGAAGAAGCAUUUGCUUUGGAACCUAUUGAUAUCACUGUCAAAGAAACAAAAGCCAAGAGGAAGAGGAAGCUAAUAGUUGACAGUGUCAAGGAGUUGGAUAGCAAGACCAUUAGAGCCCAGCUUAGUGAUUAUUCUGAUAUUGUUACUACUUUGGAUCUGGCACCACCCACCAAGAAAUUGAUGAUGUGGAAAGAGACAGGAGGAGUGGAAAAACUUUUCUCUUUACCUGCUCAGCCUUUGUGGAAUAAUAGACUACUGAAGCUCUUUACACGCUGUCUUACACCGCUUGUACCAGAAGACCUCAGAAAAAGGAGGAAAGGAGGAGAAGCUGAUAAUUUGGAUGAGUUCCUUAAAGAAUUUGAAAAUCCAGAGGUUCCCAGAGAUGACCAGCAACAGCAACAUCAGCAACGUGAUGUUAUUGAUGAACCCAUUUUGGAAGAGCCAAGCCGCCUCCAGGAGUCUGUGAUGGAAACCAGCAGAACAAACGUGGAUGAGUCAACCAUGCCCCCACCACCCCCUCAGGGAGUUAAGCGAAAGGCCGGACAAGUUGACCCAGAGCCUGUGAUGCCUCCUCAGCAGGUUGAGCAGAUGGAAAUACCCCCUGUCGAGCUCCCUCCAGAAGAGCCUCCAAAUAUCUGUCAGCUAAUACCAGAGCUAGAACUUCUACCAGAAAAGGAGAAGGAAAAAGAGAAGGACAAAGAGGAGGAGGAAGAGGAGGAGGAUGAAGAUGCUUCAGGGGGUGAUCAGGAUCAAGAAGAAAGAAGAUGGAACAAAAGAACUCAGCAGAUGCUUCAUGGUCUUCAGCGAGCACUUGCUAAAACUGGAGCUGAAUCUAUCAGUUUGCUUGAAUUAUGUCGAAACACAAACAGAAAACAAGCUGCAGCAAAGUUCUACAGUUUCUUGGUUCUUAAAAAGCAGCAAGCUAUUGAGCUGACACAGGAAGAACCAUACAGCGACAUCAUCGCAACACCUGGACCAAGAUUCCAUAUUAUUUGAGCAGCUAGACGCAUUAUAGCUAGUGUUAAUUUCACUAGUGUGUACAAAUUGCCCCCAUGUGCAGGGCACACAAAACCCCUCCAGAAAAUUUAGAUUUUUGUCUGUACAAAGUGUCUGCUUUUUUAUUUCAUUUUUCUCCAGUAUUUUAAAUUUAUCCAUUUCGUCUUUAAGGAAACUGCUUAUAUGGAUUGUGUUUGUGUUCUGAUGGAGGAAACAAGCACCCAAGGACCCAGAAGAUUAUUUUAACAGUUCAGAACAGAUGUGUGCAAUAAUGGUGCAUGAAAUAAUGUUGAGUAGCAGUUGAAAGUCAUGAUUUUUAUCUUAAUUCUCCAUUACUUCUUUGAAAAGGUAAACCUGUCUCGGAAAAUGUCUGAUAAUUUCAUUAAAAAAUAUAGUGUGAAUCUUUGACAGAACGAAAUUUUCUUUUUGUAUCAGUAACUCAGUCAAUCUUCAUGUUAAUCACUGUGCUUAGGGUGGUACCUGAAACAACAGUUUGUUCAUCCUUUUGAGAUAUAUUUUAAACUUUAAUUCCAUAAUAAGCGACGGUAUAUAUGAAACUGUGCUGUAACUGAUUCCUUUCAGCUCCAAAAAGAUAGGACUUACUUGAUUUAAAGUGUUCUAUUUUACAGAUCAUUCCAUUUGAGCCCUCAUGAUGAACCUGCUAUCCUGAAAUCUGUUGUUACAGUGAGGCUCCAAAAUGAGCAGUAGUAGACUUUUUUAAAGAGUAGAAUGACUAUAAAAGAGUUUAUAACUUUCCAGAAGCUAUAAAUCAAAGUUUUGAAAAGAUGUUAGGAUAAAUUUGUUUGAAUAUUCAGAUCAUGAAAAUAGAAAUUAUCAUGCCUAUUAAAAGGACAGACUUGAUGGGAAAUUAUGCACCUGGUUGACUUAAUCUUUAAGCAGACAAUGCUGUAAAAAUUAAUGGCUUCCCUGAUAUUUAUUACAAGUUUUAGUACUGGUCUCUUCCAGUGCCGCACACUCCUGUGUUUGGAACUUUAUUUUAAUAGCUUUGCAACAGAAAUCCUCUCCAGUUUCCUAUAAUUUAAGUGAAGAAACACACAUCCAAAUAAAGGCUUUAAUAUUAACAGACCAGAUAGCACAGAAAUUAUGUGACUGUUAUGAUUAUCAAAACAUGUCUUAACUUUUUAGGGCAAAAUUACUCACACUGAAAGUCCUAGCUUAAGUGUUGGCACUUUUGUGGGGAAAAAAAAAUCACUUUUGAAACUCAGACUUCAGUGUAUACCCAAUAAUUUUAAAAUUAUGUGAAAUAUUUUAAAUUUGUGAACUCGUAAUUACUGUUUUAAUGAUUCAGUUUCUUGAGAAUGGAAAUGUAUAAAAUUGCUAUUACAGCUUUAUUUUCAAUAUAAUGUGCCUGUAAACCAUGGAUUUUUCCCCCUUUGUAAAAAGACAUUGUAGAUAAUUGAAUGUUUGAUUAUAGAAAGGUCAUUAGUUUCUUGUUACACAUUUUGUUAGUCUGGUUUUUGUUGCUUAUCGGGUUUAAUAUUGUUCUUGGAAAUAGUUGAUGCCAUGUUAUGUAUAACUUUUCUAAUAAAAGUUGUGUUAUAAGCUGUAAA
Molecule: messenger RNA, 3467 nt
Organism: Choloepus didactylus (southern two-toed sloth)
Lineage: Eukaryota; Metazoa; Chordata; Mammalia; Pilosa; Megalonychidae
Gene: RAD21
Product: RAD21 cohesin complex component
Exons: 13
Coding region: 1-1896 (631 amino acids)
Biological process (GO): replication-born double-strand break repair via sister chromatid exchange; mitotic sister chromatid cohesion; synaptonemal complex assembly
Cellular component (GO): cohesin complex; synaptonemal complex
Molecular function (GO): protein binding; chromatin binding
Source: RefSeq, a predicted model, not a curated record